CCUGCGCGUCCAUCUGGGUGGGUGCGUGAGCGAGGGCGAGCGCGGGCCGCGGUGCGCUGUGGGAUACGGCGGUAUAUAGUCUAUCCUCGGCGCGGCGAUAGCGAGGGGGUCAGGCGGGAGCGGGGCAUGAAGAUGGCGGACGCCAAGCAGAAGCGGAACGAGCAGCUGAAGCGCUGGAUCGGCUCUGAGACCGACCUGGAGCCGCCCGUGGUCAAGCGCAAAAAGACCAAGGUGAAGUUCGACGACGGCGCCGUCUUCCUGGCUGCCUGCUCCAGCGGGGACACGGAGGAGGUGCUGCGGCUGCUGGAGCGCGGCGCAGACAUCAACUACGCCAAUGUGGACGGGCUCACCGCGCUCCACCAGGCUUGUAUAGAUGAUAACGUAGAUAUGGUGAAAUUUCUGGUGGAAAAUGGAGCAAAUAUUAAUCAACCAGAUAAUGAAGGCUGGAUACCUCUACAUGCAGCUGCUUCCUGUGGAUAUCUUGAUAUAGCAGAGUAUUUAAUUAGUCAAGGAGCACAUGUAGGAGCUGUAAAUAGUGAAGGAGACACCCCAUUAGAUAUUGCUGAAGAAGAGGCAAUGGAAGAGCUGCUUCAGAAUGAAGUGAAUAGACAAGGGGUUGAUAUAGAGGCAGCUCGAAAAGAAGAGGAGCGAAUCAUGCUUAGAGAUGCACGACAGUGGCUCAACAGUGGCCAUAUAAAUGAUGUCAGGCACGCGAAAUCUGGUGGUACAGCACUUCAUGUUGCUGCUGCUAAGGGCUAUACAGAAGUCUUAAAGCUUUUAAUACAGGCUCGCUAUGAUGUAAAUAUUAAAGAUUAUGAUGGCUGGACACCACUUCAUGCUGCUGCUCACUGGGGUAAAGAAGAAGCAUGUCGCAUUUUAGUGGAAAACCUUUGUGAUAUGGAGGCUGUCAACAAAGUGGGGCAGACAGCAUUUGAUGUGGCAGACGAGGAUAUUCUAGGAUACUUAGAAGAAUUACAAAAGAAGCAAAAUCUGCUUCAUAGUGAAAAACGUGAAAAGAAAUCUCCCCUAAUUGAAUCCACAGCUAACUUGGAUAAUAACCAGACACAGAAAACAUUCAAAAAUAAAGAGACAUUGAUUAUGGAGCAAGAAAAGAAUGCAUCUAGUAUAGAGUCUCUGGAGCAGGAGAAAGCAGAUGAAGAGGAAGAGGGAAAGAAGGAUGAAUCCAGUUGUUCCAGUGAGGAAGAAGAAGAUGAUGACUCAGAAUCUGAAGCGGAGACAGAUAAGACCAAAACCUUGGCUAAUGCGAAUACCACAAGUACACAAUCAGCAUCGAUGACUGCUUCAGUAGCUGGAGGUCAAGGGACACCCACAUCACCUCUUAAGAAGUAUGAUUUCAUUCCUCCUAUCAUGCCUGUCGUGGAGUCAGUAGAUCCUGCAUCAUGGAGGCAGGGCUUGCGCAAAACUGGCAUUGUUCUUGUGCCCAAUAAGGGUGAAAAGGCAAUGUUUCCAACAUCUACAACCAAGGUUUCUCCCAAAGAAGAAGAAAGGAAAGAUGAAUCUCCUGCUUCAUGGAGGUUAGGUCUUCGAAAAACUGGCAGUUAUGGUGCACUUGCAGAAAUCACUGCUUCAAAAGAAGCUCAGAAAGAAAAGGACUCUGCAGGUGUUAUACGUUCUGCUUCAAGUCCUCGACUUUCCUCUUCAUUGGACAACAAAGAAAAGGAGAAAGAUGGAAAAGGAGCUAGACUUGCCUAUGUUGCACCUACAAUACCAAGACGACUGGCCAGUACCUCUGACAUUGAUGAAAAAGAAAACAGGGACUCGUCUGCUAGCUCAAUACGUAGUGGCAGUUCCUAUGCAAGGAGAAAAUGGGAGGAAGAUGUCAAGAAAAACAGUUUGAAUGAAGGUCCUACAUCCUUAAACACAAGUUAUCAAAGAAGUGGCUCCUUUGGUAGAAGACAAGAUGAUUUGAUUAGUUCUAAUGUUCCAAGUACUGCAUCAACAGUUACCUCUUCUGCUGGUCUUCAGAAAACACUGCCUGCCAGCGCAAACACUACUACAAAGAGUACAACGGGUUCAACUUCAGCAGGUGUACAAAGCAGUACCUCAAAUCGUUUGUGGGCUGAGGAUAGUACUGAGAAAGAGAAGGACAGUGUUCCCACAGCAGUGACGGUUCCAGUUGCACCAUCUGUUGUAAAUGCUGCGGCCACUACCACAGCCAUGACUACAGCUACUUCUGGCACUGUGUCCUCAACAUCAGAGGUCAGGGAGAGACGGAGAUCAUACCUCACUCCAGUACGGGAUGAAGAGUCAGAGUCCCAAAGAAAAGCCAGAUCCAGGCAAGCAAGACAGUCCAGAAGAUCUACGCAGGGUGUAACACUGACAGAUCUUCAAGAAGCUGAAAAAACUAUAGGAAGAAGUCGUUCCACACGAACCAGAGAACAAGAAAAUGAAGAGAAAGAAAAGGAAGAGAAAGAAAAGCAAGACAAAGAAAAACAAGAAGAAAAGAAAGAAUCUGAAACUAAAGAUGAUGAUUAUAGACAAAGAUAUUCCCGAACUGUUGAAGAGCCAUAUCAUCGCUAUAGACCAACUUCAACUUCGACUUCUUCAUCAUCCACCUCUUCGCUCUCCACCUCCACUAGCUCUCUUUCAAGUUCAAGUCAGCUAAACAGACCAAACAGCCUUAUAGGUAUAACUUCUGCCUAUUCUCGGAGUGGAACAAAGGAAAGUGAGAGAGAAGGGGGCAAAAAAGAGGAAGAAAAAGAAGAAGAUAAGUCACAGCCCAAAUCUAUACGGGAAAGGCGGCGACCAAGAGAAAAACGACGAUCUACAGGAGUUUCAUUUUGGACUCAAGAUAGUGAUGAAAAUGAACAAGAGCACCAGUCUGAUUCAGAAGAAGGAACAAAUAAGAAAGAAACUCAGAGUGAUAGCCUUUCAAGGUAUGACACGGGAUCACUCAGUGUGUCUUCGGGUGAUCGUUACGAUUCAGCACAGGGGCGAUCUGGGUCACAGAGUUACCUCGAAGAUCGAAAACCUUACUGCAGUAGACUAGAAAAAGAAGAUAGCACUGAUUUUAAGAAGCUUUAUGAACAGAUCCUAGCUGAAAAUGAGAAGCUGAAAGCACAGUUACAUGAUACCAACAUGGAACUUACAGAUCUUAAACUACAGCUGGAGAAGACCACUCAGAGACAAGAAAGAUUUGCUGACAGAUCGCUCCUGGAAAUGGAGAAAAGGGAAAGAAGAGCUCUAGAAAGAAGGAUAUCUGAAAUGGAAGAGGAACUGAAAAACCUGCAACAAAUAAAGCAGAUUCACUCUUUGAGGCACAUAAAUGAGCGUCUGGUGACUGAGAAUAGGGCCUUGACCCGUGUGGUUGCCAAGCUGUCAGGGUCCUGUAGGCAACUGCGUUCUGUGGACUUGUAAUUUCUUCCUUCUGCUUUGUGUAGCCAGGCAGGUGCUGACAAUAAGUUUGUGCUUGGGUAGAAUUGUACUAUUAACACCUGUGUGUUGGGGGCUGACUUACUGCUUGGUGAUGGAAGUGUGGCUAAAGCAUGGUGUCUGGUGUACCAAAUGGAGAUGCUGCAGCUGUAUUGGUAUGGUGUGGUGUUGUUGAUACUAGCACAGAAGCUUGUUGUUUUUCCCUUGUAGCUAAGCUGGCAAGGGUUCACGAGAUCUUUGACGCCUUAACACCCUGGCAACAAUCUGAAAGGAUUUGUGUGGAGUUUGCAUUAGGAUACACUGAAGUCACCAGUUAGGAGUUUGAAUAAAUGCUUAAAUCAACAGAUUUAUCUCUGGUUUUCUAACAAAUUGAAGUUAAGAAUGGGUCUUUCUUACUGCAGUAUAAUUCACAUGCAUAGAACUAAAACAAAUCUGCAACUAAAGAAAGUUUGAAAGCUGAAAGUUGAGAUUCUGGUGCAGUACCCUGCAUUUCUGAACAGCUGCAUUAGCAGCUGUAUUUUUUACAUUUGUCUGAUUUUAUGUUCAGAGAUUGUCGAAGUCUUCCUUUAAAAAUACUGACUUGAAAGUCAAUUUGUCUUUUCUAUACGAAAUUCCUGCAUGGUGCUGUACAGUCCUUAUUUUUAUCUUGACUAAGCUUAGAAUUUGCAAUUGUAGCUCUAAUUUGAAGGUUACAGAUAUAUACUGCUACAUACGCCGCAGGUGUUCCAGUUAUGGACCUAUGGUCCUAUCAUGCAAGGACUAAACAAAUGGACACAAAAACACUCUGCCCAGAGUGUUAGAUUGGUUUACACUUACUGGGUCAUCCUGUCCAUUCCCCUUCUGCUAAAGAUAUGAACUGUUUUAGCUGCCAUUUUGGAAAAAACCAUGGGUUUAUUGCAGUGUUAUUGUAGGGCUGUUUGGGAAACCCACUGGAGGUUCACAAAUUCUGCAUGGAACAGAAUAUAGUUUCACUCCAUGACAAAUCUAUUAGGCUUUCUUCCUCCUCAUACGUAACAGCUGUACAAGGUGGAGAUUUCAGUGAGUUUUUAAGAUUUGUAGGUGAAGAUAAAAUCAUUUUCCUUCUGCACAGUGAUUCUUGCUAAUGUGUUUCUCUUUACCUGCCCCUCUUCCCUCUCAGAAGCAAAGAGAUGAGUGCACACUUUUCCUUUCUGCUUACGGAGUCAGAUCUCAGGUUUUUCCAGUCAGAGGCAUGAAAUAAAUAGCAACUUUAUCCUUUGGCUUUAUGUCUCCCUGAAGGUGACCUAACAAUAGGAUGUGGAUAGAAAGGUUGAUCCUAGUCAGUGCCCUGCAUUCCUGCACAUUCCCUUGCGUUAACCCUUAGUGAAUCAGUCGGCUCUCUGAUCUGGCUGAGAAGAAAUCCCAUUAGUGGUUGUACAGUUUGAUCCACCUUACUGCAGCAUGGUUGUGUAACUAAAGCUAGCACUCAGCAGCAGGAGCGUGUUGGUGCAGGAGGAGGGGGAACUGUCCCUUUAGGGCAGCCUGUCUUAGACCAGCUUCAGCUAACAACGUGGGUUUUCAACACAGCCAAGCUAAUCUAGUGUCAGCUGUCCACAGCCACAUGUUCCUACCAUGGUAUUUUUGCGACCACUGGCAUUCCUUUAACCAUGCUAAGCUUUUCAGUAUGUUAAACCACACAAAAUCAUUCAGUAUUCUCUUUUUUAGAGGAAGUUUUAAAAGGCAGAUCAUGGUGAAGCUCAAGGAGCAGCACUAGCAAAGAAAAGCUUGGCUACACAGCAGGGAGGCUGGACGUUUUGAUGGUAGCUUGACCAUAGCACUGUGGCUGAUUAAUCUGAACAGUUGUCUUGACAGUGCAUGAGCUUUCUCUAAUCAUAAUGUACAAAGCUCUUUGUUACAUACAAACUGUUAAAUCCUCCAGCAAAUAAAGACAUUAGUACUGAGCUGGUUCCAGCAAGUGGUUAUUGAAAAAUUAUUUGAUCUGCUACAGUACUGCAAAGUUACCAGCUAAUCAUGUAAUACAGGUAGGCAAAAUAAUGCAUUUUUAAUCUUAUUCAAGAAUCUCAUCAAGGCAAGAUACUCUAUUACUUAAGUGAAAAGGAAAUUGGAAUUUAAAGUACUAAGUACAGUAUGUAAUAGAAAAUUGUAGUGGGUUUCAUGCAGA
Tympanuchus pallidicinctus (lesser prairie-chicken) is the source of this 5533-nucleotide messenger RNA. RefSeq names its product protein phosphatase 1 regulatory subunit 12A (gene PPP1R12A). Gene Ontology annotation, molecular function: phosphatase regulator activity; protein kinase binding; enzyme inhibitor activity. The transcript has 26 exons. Lineage: Eukaryota; Metazoa; Chordata; Aves; Galliformes; Phasianidae. The record is from RefSeq and is a predicted model, not a curated record. The coding region runs from base 127 to 3378 and encodes 1083 amino acids. Gene Ontology annotation, cellular component: A band; Z disc; cytoplasm. Gene Ontology annotation, biological process: signal transduction.